Oryza brachyantha (malo sina) is the source of this 1446-nucleotide messenger RNA. RefSeq names its product BTB/POZ and MATH domain-containing protein 3-like. The transcript is spliced from 2 exons. Gene Ontology annotation, molecular function: protein binding. NCBI's taxonomy places the organism in Eukaryota, Viridiplantae, Streptophyta, Magnoliopsida, Poales, Poaceae. The coding region runs from base 1 to 1275 and encodes 424 amino acids. Gene Ontology annotation, biological process: protein ubiquitination. The record is from RefSeq and is a predicted model, not a curated record.
AUGGAGGAUGCGGAGAUUCGGAGCGACGACGACGAAGAGCGAAGGGAUUGGGACGGGGAAGAGAGGUUAGCGCACGUGAGAGUUGCUCUUGACCUCUUGUUAUCACAUACAUACGUACGUCGAUCUGUCACGCCGCCGACGACGACGACGAUGGCCGAUCGAGGCAUGGAUGGUCUCACCGGGUCGGCGACCGUCGUGGUCUCCGGCGAGAGCCUGGACGGCGCCUUGGCCUCCACGUCCCGCCCGUUCCGCGCCAUCCGGUCCUUGCCCUUCGCCGCCGGCGGGCACCAGUGGCGCCUCUUGUUCUACCCAAGGACGGUGUUGAGCGGCUUCUUCGCCGCCGGUGCCGAGCUCCUCACCGGCGGCAAGGUGAGGGCGCGCUUCGUUGUCACCGCCUCCGUCGGGCCCGUCCAGCGUGUGCUGGUACGGACGUCGCCGCCGGUUUAUUUCGACUACUCCGACGCGGACAUCCAAGUCGUGUACCAGAACAGGGGCUGGCUCAGCGAGAUUGAGCCGAUGGUCGCCGACCAUGACCUCGCCGUCGUGUUCGAGAUGAAGCUCACCGUCGUCCCGGAUGAGCCGCCGCCGGCGGAGGACAGGGACAGCGCUGCCGCCGUCGGUCGGAUGGCCGACGACGUGCCGCCUUCCGACAUGGCGCAGCAGCUCGAGGAGGUGUUCAACAGCAAGGAGGGCGCGGACGUGGCGUUCUCCGUCGACGGCGAGCACUUCGCGGCGCACCGGGUCAUCCUCGCGAUGCGGUCGCCGGUGUUCAGGGCGGCGGUGUACGGGGGGAUGAAGGAGAGCGACCGUGGGAGCAGCGCGCCGCCGAUCACCGUCGACGAAAUCCGCCCCGCCGUGUUCGGCGCGCUGCUCCGCUACAUCUACACCGACUCCCUCCCGCCCGCGAUCACCCGCACCGCGGCCGACGACGACGACGACGUCGACGAGCACCAACAGAACGGCACCGGCACCGGCAACGACGACAUGACGUGCGACCUCCUCGUGGCCGCCGACCGGUACGGCGUGGAGAGGUUGAAGCUGAUCUGCGAGCGCUCGCUGUGCAAGAGGCUCAACGCCGGCAACGUCGCCGACUUGCUCGCCAUGGCCGACAGGCAGCACUGCAAGACCCUGAAGGAGGCUUGCAUCGAGUUCAUGGCGACGUCCGGAAGGAUGAACGAGGUGGCGGCGAGCCAAGGGUAUACUCAGCUUCGUAGUUCUCGCCCUUUGCUCUUGCUCGAAGUUUUGGAGAAGUCAGCCAAAUUUUGUAAAGAUUAAGAGUGUGUUUGGUUUGUAGAGUAGAUGAGAUAAGUUGGUUCCAUACCAAAUUUACAUGAUAGGUUGGUAGGAUAGAUUGAUCCCUUUAUUUUUAUUUCAUUGGAGGGGUGAGAUGGAAUAGAGUGAACUCGUUUCUUCUUUGGUUUAAGGAACGGAGAUGAGAUGACUAGA